GUGAAUGGCUUUGUUCAUGCUGUAGCCAGGCUCUGUCUGAACCUUUCUCUCCGUUAAUCUCAGUUCAUGAUGGAAAGUCACAUUCAGGCUGAAGCUGCAGGAAUUGAGGCUUUAGUCAAGACUUCUGAAGUACAACCUCCCCCUCCAGCGCCAACGCAAGUUGAAAUCGAAGCAGUAGUUGAAACGUCUGAAAAUGUAGAAACUCCUAUAGCGACCACUGAGACGACCACCACGACUACUCCAAGCUCUUUGAAACGUAAAAGAACCGAACUGACACUUGGGGAUAAAGUCAAAUUAAUCGAAGAGAGUUGUGUCAGUGGGAAAAGUCAUCGAUAUUUGGCCGGCGUGUUCAAUAUAGGCAAAACUACCGUUCAUGAUAUACUGAAAAAGAAAGAUCGAAUUUUAUCAGCCUACAAGAACGGCCUCGAUGGCCGAAGUCGUAAGCGAAUUCGAGUUCGACUGGGCAACGACGAUAUCAACAGACUCACGUGGCACUGGUAUGAACACAAGAAAGCACAAUGUCUCCCAGUACAGGGGCCAGUUGUUCAAGCGAAAGCAAGGGAAUUCGCUGAAGAAUUCGACGCCAAGGAGUUUAAAGCAUCGAACGGGUGGCUCGAAAGGUUCAAAAAGCGAUAUAAUCUCCAUUUUGGGUCUCACGAGUCUUUCACGUUGAAAGAUGACAAGCCGUGGAAGGAAAAUAUCAUGGCUGUAACGGAUGGUUAUCGUCCUGAAGAUGUGUUUACACUUCAAGAAGUUGGGCUGCUUUUUCGAGCUCCCCCCGAYAAAGCAUAUUUURACAGUGUAGGWUGUUCACUUSAAGAAAUCAAGGCAAGCGCUAGUGAGAGAUUAACUGUAUUGCUAUGUUGUAAUAUGACUGGGGAAUUUCACAAUCCCGUCGUGGUAGGGAAAUUGCCUCCAAACCCGUCGUUGAAACAGGCCUCGGUAACAUGGAGAUCAAACAGAAGAUCCUGGAUGACUAGCAUGAUCUUCGACAAAUGGUUGCGAGAGUUUGAUUCUAAACUUAAGAGCGAAGAUCGUCAUAUUGUUAUUUUUCUUGACCUCACAACAUCACAUCCACCACACUCUCAGCUGUCUAACAUUAAGCUURUAUUUUUCCCACAAGGAAAGUCCCAAGAAAUCCAUCCUCACAAUCUUGGUAUCACUGAUGCAAUUCGUUAUAGCUACAGAAAGAAACUUUUGCUAYAUGUGAUAAACAAUCUUCAGGAAUCCAAACGACCACAAGAUGGUCAGACUCAGACAGUCUUCCAGGAAAUCCAGGAAGAGCAAGCAUGUAAGUGGUUAGCUGAAGCCAUUGAUGAAAUCCCUACCUGUACACUAGCAAAAAGUUUUGAAUCAGCUGGAUUUCACAACGUCUCCUCAUCAGAUUCUCUUUCAUCAUACUCAAUGGCUUUUACAGCCCUAAAUGGUGAUGAAGCCACACCAAACAGCAGUGGUGAAUUAUACACUGUUUACUUACAAGACAAUGUCCCAAACAAUGUUGCUGACGUCAGCAAAGCAGUCAAUGAAACAGAGAUCCAGCUUCUUCUUACAACAGUUCUUUGUAAACUUGAUAUAAAUCAACCAAUGUCAGCCAAAGAGUACAUCUUUUUUGAUUCAUCUCUACAGCAUGCAGAUGAUUUAUCAGAUGGAUGGGAGGAGAGACUGAUUGAAGAUUUUGGGGAUAAUCACGAUGACACUCCACUUAAAACAGAGACAGAACCUCCACGUCCACAGAGUUCUACAUGUACUCCUGUAACACCUCGAACUGAUACUACAAAGGUUGUUUGUUCUUACUUAGAUGCAAUUCAGGUAAACAAGCAUCUGAUUUCAUUUGCGCAGGAUAAAAAUGACAAAGAACUGCUAGAACUGCUUUUACAUCUUGAAAGUAAACUAUCAUCUCGAAGGCUUGUUAACAACUAUCAAGAAGCAAUUGCACUGAACCAUCACCUUAUUGGGUUUGCUAAAGAAGAAAAGAAUAAAGACUUGGCCAAUUUACUUCUGAAUGUUGACAAGAAAUUACAGGCUGCCCAAGACAAACAUUGAAAUGAAAACAAUAGGGUCUGACAUUGGUAGAGGUCUGUAUGACUAAAUCAAUGACAUGUUAAGGCCACUAAGGUUUAUUGUCAGAUCUUUAUUGAUAUACAGAAUUAUCUUACUAAAAAUAACAAAUGAUCUUGUCUAAUUAUUAUGUGUAAAAAUAAAAAUACAUAAAUUUACAUAAAUUGUAAAUAGUAAAAGCCCUUUUUUUGGACAAUGUUUGUGUAAUUAGGUGUAUACAUACAUGUAAAGGGGUGACAAAUGGUAUACCUUCAAACAAUUUUAAAAAAAAUCGCUUUUCAUUCUAUCUUAUCCGUCUUGGAGUCAAUAAUUCUCCACAAACUACAGUCCUUAGUGUCUCUAAUACAGUCCAACACUGAUUUUUCAUAUGUAUUAUGUAUUUCAGUCUAAAGCAUGAUUGAGUGCAAGUAUCACAAAAUGCAUGAUUAAUUUUGAUGCAUAAUUAAUGUAUUUCUUUUUAUUAUUAUUUAUGUCUCAUUCUCAGAAACAUAAUAAAAAAGUUGUGGUGUUGG
Exaiptasia diaphana is the source of this 2570-nucleotide messenger RNA. RefSeq names its product tigger transposable element-derived protein 4. The record is from RefSeq and is a predicted model, not a curated record. Bases 67 to 2043 code for a protein of 658 amino acids. Gene Ontology annotation, molecular function: DNA binding. The transcript has a single exon. Gene Ontology annotation, cellular component: nucleus. Lineage: Eukaryota; Metazoa; Cnidaria; Anthozoa; Actiniaria; Aiptasiidae.